Molecule: messenger RNA, 387 nt
Organism: Capronia coronata CBS 617.96
Lineage: Eukaryota; Fungi; Ascomycota; Eurotiomycetes; Chaetothyriales; Herpotrichiellaceae
Exons: 2
Coding region: 1-387 (128 amino acids)
Biological process (GO): mitochondrial respiratory chain complex IV assembly
Cellular component (GO): mitochondrial intermembrane space; mitochondrion; respiratory chain complex IV
Source: RefSeq, a predicted model, not a curated record
AUGGCUUGGGGACUUCCUACAUGGUUAGGAGGUAGUUCGACUCCGGCGCAGCCAGAACCAGUUCGGCCAAAGUCCAAGGAUGGUGGCUUCGUCGCUCCGGACCGGAAUGCCCGAGAAUUAUGCUACGAAUCCAGAGACGUAUUCUUCGAUUGUCUGGACAGGAAUAACAUCUUGGAUGCCAUCAAAGAGGACGAGAAGGCGAGAAAGGUGUGUCCGAGGGAAGUCGCACAGUAUGAGAAAGAUUGUGCUAGGAGUUGGAUCAAAUAUUUCAAAGAGAAGAGGGUGAUGGAAUAUAACCGAGAUCAGACGAUAGCCCAGAUCCAGAAAGACGACGCGAAGGCUGCUGCGAAGGCCAAAGGCCGGCAGUCAGGUUCUUGGUUGGGAUGA